Messenger RNA from Tetrahymena thermophila SB210, 2199 nucleotides. RefSeq lists its product as hypothetical. NCBI's taxonomy places the organism in Eukaryota, Ciliophora, Oligohymenophorea, Hymenostomatida, Tetrahymenidae. The record is from RefSeq and is a predicted model, not a curated record. The transcript is spliced from 3 exons.
AUGAUCACUCUAAAUAAGAGGUCCGUUCAAUCCUCAGCUGGAAUUCACAGUCCGGUUGGAUAAGGUCCUGGAAUAGCGACUCCUGUUUCUGUUAAUCAGGCUAAAAAGAAGACAAAAAAAGAAAGCACUAAAAAAGUUGGUAUUCAUUCAAGAAAACUUUCUGAAAAUAGGUUGUUUUAUCCUCAAAGCAAUCCUAUUGUAUAGAAUGGGGUCAUCAGUACAGCGUCUCUUGCUGUGUAAAAUGGUAAUUAAAUUCCAUAGAGCCCAAGUAGUUAUCAGCAACACAGCAACAAUUUUGUUGGAAAUAGUCAUAAAAAUCCAAUUAUAAUGAAUAUGAACCAGCAUGCUAACUCACCUUAAAGUAACUACGUUGUUGUAAACCUUACAUAGCAAAAUAAUAAUUAGCUAAAUCAGCAAAGUUAAAAUUUUCAUAGUAGCAACGAUCACUAGUAAUACCUCGCCUCUAACAAUAGUCCUUUUAGCCAUCAGCAUGAUAAUGACGAAACAGGCAGCUCAGAUAGUAAUUAAGAUAUUAAAAAUAAAUUAUUGAAUCUUCUUACUCAAAAGAAUGAUUGCAAAAAACUAAUAGCUUCUAAAAGCUCUGGUAAUUCUCUAGAUUUUGCCAUCGGUGAGUUUGGAAAAAGGAAAAAGUCUCCAUAAAAUCAGAUAAAUAACAAUUACAAUAUCGGUGGGAUUGUAAGUAACCAUCACCACUAUCAUUUGGGGAAAAAAUCACCUUCGAAAAUGAAAAAUCUGCUUUACUUUUAAGAAAAAACGGCAAAUAAGUCAUAGAUCCAAAAUAAUUCUUCAACCUAAUUUAUCCUAAGUCCUAAAGAAACUAAAAAUAUACAGGGUAUUUUUAAUUAAAUCAAGCCAUCAACUAAGAAAGAAUAAAACUACAUGCAGAUGCAUCAUUAGAAUUCUUUUUCACCUAUCUUAAGUGCAGUUUUAAAAAGCAAAGGUCUUUCUCCUGAAAAGAAAGACUCUCUAUCGCCAUCAAAAGAAAACCUAAAGAACAUAAUAGCAGCACAAAAGCACAUAAAUCCUGCUGUUUCUCCAACAUCUUUAAACUCCUAAUAAAUAUAAGUAUAAGCAGACAGCAAAGCUGCAUUGAAGAAGAAAAUGUCUGUCCCAAAAGCUGUAAAUUAAGACAUGUUUUCUUAUAUUUCAAAAAGAAAUAGCUCUAAGGAAAGAAUAAUUAACUUAUUCAACUCUAAACACGAAGCAUUGACUGACCAUAAUACGAGAAAGAGUAGCACUCUUUCAAAAAAGCAUAAGUCUGCUUCACCUGAAAACAACCAGCAAACACACAAAAACACCAAAAAAAUAAUAAAUACCAGCCAAUAGCAGCAACAAUAAUAACAAUACCUUUAAGGAACAAAAAAGUCUAAACCGUUCUUUAAAAAAUAUCGGCCACCGGAGCUUGACGAAUUGCAUUCUACAAAUACAGUUUCGCAAAGCGUGCCAAAUUCUUCUAAACAUAUAAUUCAAAACACUUUCAAUACACCAAAUAACUAAAAUCUUAACAAUAAUUAAAACCUAUCAUCUCAACAUCUUGAAACUAAAAAAUUCUUUUUCGACCACAAUCUUACUCCUAAUUCUUUAUUAAUAAAUUCUUAAACAAUAAAUUAAAACAUGAACUAAAUAUAAAAUAUUAAUUAAAACAACACUAAUAUGGUAAAUAUAAGCAAUACAAAUUUACUUUCUCAAAACAACCCUAACAAUAUUAGCAAUUCUAUUAAUUAUUCUUACUCGGCCCGCUCUAACAAUUAAUUAUCGUAGCCACCUCAACAAUAAAACAAUACCUUAUACUAAAAUUUUGUAAAUCCUUACAUUAAUACUACUUCUAACCAAAAUAAAAUAAUUACUGCAGCUAUCAACUAUAACCUUAAGAAUGCUGAAAAUCGCCUGAUGAAGAUAUAAGAAGACAUAUACGAAGGAGGAGAGCAAAGCAAUCACACAGCAAUUAAUGAGCAACUCCAAAAAACAUUUUUAAGAACAUCAAAGCUACUCAGCGGAUAUAAGGCAAGAGAACUCAAAUGGGAACAAGAAAAAAGAGCAUUAGUUGAUGAAAUUAAAUUUUUAAAAAAUUUAUUGUAUACUGAAUAAUUCGAUGAUCUUGUAAUUAAUAGUUAAAUGAGCUUCUUUUAUAAUCAUUUUGUUUGUUUUGCUUUGGUUAUCUGCACCCUUUGUGCAUGA